Messenger RNA from Setaria italica (foxtail millet), 2277 nucleotides. RefSeq names its product transmembrane 9 superfamily member 9. The record is from RefSeq and is a predicted model, not a curated record. NCBI's taxonomy places the organism in Eukaryota, Viridiplantae, Streptophyta, Magnoliopsida, Poales, Poaceae. Gene Ontology annotation, biological process: protein localization to membrane. Gene Ontology annotation, cellular component: membrane. The transcript is spliced from 7 exons. The coding region runs from base 127 to 2025 and encodes 632 amino acids.
ACCUGACGCUUCGUAAUCCUCCGGGCCGGUCGUCGCCGACGACUCCACUCUUCGCCCGCUUCUUCCCCUUCCCCAUAAUCUCUUCUGCCCCUGGCACACUCCUGACCUCACCUCCCACAAACGGAGAUGGCCCACCCGGCGCUCCUCUUCCUCGUCCUCGCAUGCGCCGGCGCGGCCCGCGGGUUCUACCUCCCCGGCGUCGCCCCCGCCGACUUCCGCAAGAAUGACCUGCUCGCCGUGAAGGUGAGCCAGCUGAGCUCCAUCAAGACGCAGGUGCCCUACUCGUACUACUCCCUCCCCUUCUGCAGGCCGGACACCAUCGUCAGCAGCGCCGAGAAUCUCGGCGAGGUGCUCCGUGGCGACCGAAUCGAGAACUCGCCCUACGUGUUCGAGAUGAUGGAGCCUAAGCUGUGUCAGAUUGCGUGCAAGAUUGUUCUGAGCCAAGAAGGAGCAAAGGAUUUCAAGGAGAAAAUCGACGACUCCUACAGUGUAAACAUGAUUCUUGAUAACCUCCCUAUGGUCAUCCCAGUUAAGAGAUUGGAUAAAGAGGCACCAACAUUAUAUCUACAAGGCAUGCAUGUUGGUGUCAAGGGGUGGUUUGUAGGGAGAAAGGAUUGGAGUUAUUUCAUUCACAACCACUUAUCAUUUCUGGUGAAGUAUAACAAGGAUGAACACACAGGUCUCGCUAGGAUUGUGGGCUUCGAAGUUAAACCGUACAGUGUUAAGCAUAAACCCGAUGGUGAUUGGAAGGGGAAUAUGACACACCUUAAAACCUGUAAUCCACACACAAGGAUUCUAGUAAUGAGCUCUGAUAGGCCUCAAGAAAUAGAGGCAAACAAAGAGAUCAUUUUCACCUAUGAUGUUAACUUUGAGGAAAGUGAUAUCAAGUGGGCAUCACGCUGGGACACUUACCUUAGCACGCCUGACGAUCAUUGGUUUUACAUUGUGAAUACUCUUAUGACAGUCCUCUUCCUCUCUGUGAUGGUUGCCAUGAUCAUGCUCCGGACUCUGUACCGUGACAUUUCCAUGUACAACCAGCUAGAGAACCAGGAGGAAGCACAGGAGGAGUCUGGGUGGAAGCUUCUCCACGGCGAUGUGUUCAGGCCUCCUGUGAAUGCUGACACGCUGUGCGUGUACGUGGGUACAGGUGUACAGUUCUUUGGAAUGCUGCUUGUCACCUUGCUGCUCGCCAUCCUGGGGCUCCUGUCGCCUUCAAACCGUGGAGGGUUCAUGACAGCCAUGCUCCUGCUCUGGGUCCUCAUGGGCCUGUUUGCAGGGUACUCUACUGGACGCCUUUACAUGAUGUUCAGGGGCUCAGAAUGGAAGAAGGUCGCCAUCAAGACGGCCUUGAUGUUCCCUGGUGCUGUGUUCCUAAUAUUCUUUACCCUGAACAUGCUCCUCUGGGUCGAGAAAUCCUCCGGGGCUGUGCCAGUCACCACCAUGUUCGCACUGGUUUUCCUGUGGCUUGGAAUCUCUUUGCCACUAAUCUUCAUCGGCAGCUUCCUCGGGUUUAAGAAGCCUGCCAUUGACGACCCGGUGAGGACAAACAAGAUACCGCGGCCGAUACCGGAGCAGCCAUGGUACACGAAUCCAGCCGUCUCGAUAUCGAUCGGAGGCAUCCUGCCCUUUGGCGCGGUGUUCAUUGAGCUCUUCUACAUCCUGACAACAAUCUGGACGCACCAGUUCUACUACAUGUUUGGGAUCGUGUUCCUCGUCUUCGUAAUCCUUAUAGUGACCUGCGCAGAGAUCACCAUUGUGCUCUGCUAUUUUCAGCUGUGCAACGAGGACUACCGGUGGUGGUGGAGGUCCUACUUGACUUCUGGAUCCUCUGCAGUGUACCUAUUCUUGUACGCCGCAUUCUAUUUCUUCACCAGGCUGCAGAUCACAAAGGCGGUCUCCGGCAUGCUCUUUUUUGGCUACAUGUUCAUCGUGUCGUACGCCUUCUUCGUGCUCACUGGCACCAUUGGCUUCUACGCCUGCUUGUGGUUCACCAGGCUCAUAUACUCUUCAGUGAAGAUUGACUAGGAAUCUAUAAUUGCAUCACUUUACUGUCGGCUUGAGAAGUUAGAGGUUGAAGGUGGGAAAUGAAAUAUGAUGUGAACGUAGCAUGUUUAUAUUCAGGAGUCUUUAGGAGGUUUACGAAUUAAUUCAGUUAGACUGAAAGCUUGAUUUCAGUAACUUGGUGCAUGCGUGCAUCCUUACCCCACAACUUUGUGUUCAAUCAACUGAUUAACUACAUGUUUCUGUUGCAGAAAUGCUGAAUAAUCUCACUAUCCA